GUAAAUUAAAGACAAAAUAAAAAUGAUCACAAAUCUCCAAAAAUGUCGACCCAUGGACACCGCAUUAAAUCUACUCCGCCGCACCCAAUCACUCCACCACCAGCAUCUCCGCCGUCAAUUGAUACACAACGGCCCGGAUACCGUGGAGGAGCUCCUUGACCGACACGUAGUCAAAAAAGAUAAAACUGAUUCUGAAGACAACGAAUUGCUGACUCGGCAGCGACUCACUAGCAAUCGCCGAGAGGCGCUGAGUCUGUAUCGAGACAUUAUACGAGCUACCCGCUUCUUCAUGUGGCCGGAUUCUCGAGGUGUCCUCUGGCGCGAUGUAUUGAGAGAGAAUGCUCGCAAGGAGUUCGAAGAGGCCCGGUUCGAGAAGGAUCCGGAAGUUGUUACUCGACUGUUGAUUGGAGGGCGGGAUGCUGUGCAGUCGGCUCUUGAUAAGCUUGUCGAGAAGCAAAAGCAGCAAAUUGAAAAGGAAAGAAAUGAAUCAAAUCGUCGCUGACUUUUUUUUUGAUUUCGGGAGUAGUGUUGUGGAUUAUGAUCUUUGAUGGCGGAACUAAAGUUUUUUAUAUCCAUGGUUGGAGGUGAAGAAGUUUCUCAUAUAGUUGAUCAUGCAAGUAUGUGAAGAAAUAAGAUGUUUCCGCACUCUUCUCCUUGUUCAUCCUACAACGUCCAACAGAUAUUGUACUCUCAGUUGCACUUAAAUGACCUCGCGCUUCUCUAUACAUAACAUCUGUUACUAAUUGUAUUUAUCUUCAAAUAUGUUUCCACUUUACGUUUCACUGUUUUCCCCCUUUUAUCAUGAAGAGGUUGCGGCAUGUUGGAUUCAUGGAGAAGCAUGUAAUUGUACAUUCAUUGCACGUUUGAUACACAGUUGUAGACAUGACUAAAGUCAUAUUUUAGUUUAUUUAUGCACGGAAUCUGUUUUACCAAACAUGUCCAAUUUUUCGCU
Olea europaea var. sylvestris is the source of this 952-nucleotide messenger RNA. RefSeq lists its product as uncharacterized. Bases 23 to 502 code for a protein of 159 amino acids. The transcript has 2 exons. NCBI's taxonomy places the organism in Eukaryota, Viridiplantae, Streptophyta, Magnoliopsida, Lamiales, Oleaceae. Gene Ontology annotation, biological process: mitochondrial respiratory chain complex III assembly. The record is from RefSeq and is a predicted model, not a curated record.